Messenger RNA from Striga hermonthica, 1011 nucleotides. The record is from the annotation of a GenBank genome assembly. Lineage: Eukaryota; Viridiplantae; Streptophyta; Magnoliopsida; Lamiales; Orobanchaceae.
AUGGCUAUAGCGGCCCAGCCGGCCAUCCGUCUACAACAGAAUUCUACUCUCUUUCCGAUAAACCCUAAUCCUUUUCCUAAUUAUCAGCUAUGUCCUCUUGCUGUUUGCUCUCCUGCUAGAAUCCGUGCGAUAUCUGCUGUUACUAUGCAGCCUGAAUCAAUCACUGAAGCCAAAGAUACUUCAGCUGUUGAUUUGUUCGCUUGCCCCAUUUGUUAUGAGCCGCUUAUUCGGAAAGGCCCUCCAGGUUUCAACGUGCCGGCAAUCUAUAGGUCUGGUUUCAAAUGUAAGAAGUGCAACAAGUCCUAUUCAAGCAAAAGCAUCUAUCUUGAUCUCACUGUUACUUCCGGGACAAAGGAGUACAAUGAGUUUAAACCUACUGGAACUGAACUUUUCAGGAGUCCACUGGUUUCAUUUGUGUAUGAGAGGGGCUGGCGUCAAAAUUUUAGUCGUAGUGGUUUUCCUGGUCCUGAUGAAGAGUUCAAUAUGGCUCAGGAGUAUUUUAAACCAUCUGAAGGUGGAGUCCUUGUGGAUGUGAGCUGUGGCAGUGGUUUGUUUUCCAGGAAGUUUGCCAAAUCUGGGGCUUAUUCAAGAGUUGUUGCACUGGAUUUUUCUGAAAAUAUGCUUCGCCAAUGUUUUGAGUUCAUAAAGAAUGAAGAUGCUAUCUUACGAUCCAAUCUUGCACUUGUGAGGGCUGAUGUUUCACGACUUCCCUUUUCGUCUGGUUCAGUUGAUGCCGUUCAUGCAGGUGCAGCCUUGCAUUGUUGGCCAUCUCCUUCCAAUGCAGUUGCUGAAAUCAAUCGAAUAUUACGAAGUGGUGGUGUUUUUGUUGGAAGUACUUUCCUUCGAGUUACCUCUUCAACUCCUGCAUUCUUAAGGCCUCUAAGACAGAGAGGAAACUACAAUUAUUUAACAGAAGAGGAGAUUGAAGAUCUGUGCUCGUCAUGUGGCCUUGUUAACUACACCAAGAAAGUUCAACAGUCCUUUAUAAUCUUUUCCGCACAGAAACCAUGA